Molecule: messenger RNA, 497 nt
Organism: Ochotona princeps (American pika)
Lineage: Eukaryota; Metazoa; Chordata; Mammalia; Lagomorpha; Ochotonidae
Product: C-C motif chemokine 16-like
Exons: 3
Coding region: 1-327 (108 amino acids)
Biological process (GO): G protein-coupled receptor signaling pathway; immune response; positive regulation of GTPase activity
Cellular component (GO): extracellular region
Molecular function (GO): chemokine activity; CCR chemokine receptor binding
Source: RefSeq, a predicted model, not a curated record
AUGAAGGUCUCCAUGCCCACCCUCUGCCUCCUUGUCCUCCUCCUCACCACUCGAGUUCUCUGCAGCCAGCCAAAGCACAAAGAGGUGAUUGCCAGAAUGCCUAUUGGGAUAAACCUGUCAGCUGACUGCUGUCUGAACUUCUAUAAGAGAAUACUGCCAAGGAGACUGCUGAAAGGCUACCGGAAUGCAUUCAGAUGCCACCCACCAGCAAUCAUUUUCGUCACCAUAAAGAACCGUGAGGUCUGCACCAACUUCGAAGACAACUGGGUCCAAGAGUACCUCCAGGAUCCUGACCUGCCUCUGCUGCCUCCCAGUACCCUGGCCUGAAGUUAAAACCAUCUGAUGAAAAAGCAACCAGCCCCAGCCCUGGCCCAGCCCCUCCUCCCCUGGGAGGCUCAGCCUUGGGUUUGGAGAUGGAAAGGGGUAAACCUGCACCAACAUAGGCAGCCUCUCAGUCGGAGGCAACACAAUCACAUUGAAACAGGCCAGUGAUCAAA